AUGGCAAAACAAACACAUUGCGCAAAAAAUGGAGGAGAACGGAUGUCUCAGAGGCCAAAGAGUGUGGAGGCCAUUGCAGAAACAGGGUGUAUUAACUGCAACAGGGAAAGAUGGGAGCAUUCACGUCAGGAACCUUUCACAAAAUUUACUUCAGCAAAGAGAUCAGAGGAGUGCACCGAACUGCACGUCUAUUCCACACUUUAAGGUUUAGGUUUGUGACAGGAGUGAGUGGUAUCGUGGAGUAAGGGGGUGAGGUGGGGACGAUAAGGAUGGCUGUCAAACCACACGGCUCCCUGCUGAAGAAACACAGCCAGACUGACCUGGUCAGCCGGCUGAAGAGUAGGAAAAUCCUUGGAGUCGGAGGUGAAGAUGAUGAGGGUGAAGUCCACCGAUCAAAGAUCAGCCAGAUGUUGGGAAAUGAAUUCAAGUUUGCUCUUCAUGAGCCGUUUGGACUCAGGUACUGGCAGUUCAUCUCAGCAGUCAUCUUUUCUGUUGCUGGAAUUCUGGCUCUGGUGUUUCCAAGAAUGCUGCAUAGUUGGCUGUUCCAGGGAGAUUACAAGUUGUCCUGCAUCGCAUCUCUCCGACUGCACAGUGGCGCAUUACUCAGCAUUGCUCUGAUCCUAUGGAAUGCCUUUUACACAUCCGAGAAGGCGAUUAUUCGAUGGACACUUCUAUCAGAGACCUGCUAUUUUGUUGUGGAGUUUCUAGUGACACUGGUUUCAGCCAUGGAUCAAGGCUUGUUUUCUCAGGAUGUGGGAUUCUUGCUCUUGAGUUGCGCAAUAUUUGGGGUCUUGUCACUUUUCUAUUAUUUACAAGUUGGACGGAAACCCAAGAAGAUCUAACCCAUCAACCAACAGGAGGGACUCACAUCUGGCUUUCAGUGUAAAUCGAAACACUUUGAAUCAAGAGGCCCCAUUGACCCACCCUCGCCCCCAACCCUGUGUCACCUUCGGCCAGAAGCACCCAUUAAGUGGCUGAUUUCUGGGGCGAAGUAUGAGACAUUUUCCAGUGGGCAAGCAUGGCUACACACAUUAAGUAUAGACAUGAAGUGAAGGCUAAUCCUAAUCUCAGAAGAGUAGCUUUACAUAAGGGUUGUCAAAUGUGGUUGUAGACAUCCUUUGAUGUAUGACAGUCAAACAUGGCUAGUCUCGUGAUGGCUGUAAACAUUGGUCUAUUCACCUGAUGUGAGAUUUGGGCUGUAUUUGAAAGCAUAUGCUGGUGGUUUCACCUCCACAGAUUUGGUAUGAGGAACUCCAAGAAAUCGCUGAUGUAAGAUGGUGCCGGGGAACCAAGGGAGGAGUGGGGAAACACACAGGGGUAACAAAGGGAAGGGGAGAAGCAAGUUAUGGAAGGGGUCAACCAAAGGAGUUGGGGGAGAGAAAAACUGAGGGGAGAGAUGCAACUGAGGGAGGAAGAAUAGAAUAACCGAGGGAGAGAGGUAUCCAAGGGGGAAAACCAAGGGAGAUGGGAGUUAUUGAAGGAGGGGUUAGCUAGGAAAUCUGAAAGAGGGGGAAACCAAGAGUGUAGGAAAGGGGUAAACUGAAGGAGUAAGACAAAGGGGUAACUGAGGAGGAUGGAAGGAAAACUGAAGAAGGACAGAGAGGUGACUGAAGGACGGGGAGGAAAAAUUAAGGGAGAGGGGUAACAAAGGGAGAAAAUUGGGGAAAACUGAAGGAGAGGGAGUUUAAGGGAGGGAGAAAGGAAAACUGAGGGAAAGGAUUAAUCAAGGGAGGAGGAGAGAGGUAACUGAGGGAGGGGGAUGGGAAAAUUAAGGAAGGGAGUAACCAAGGGAGGGAAGGUGAAAACUGAAGAGAGGCCAACUUAAGGAGGUAGAAAGAAAGAGGGAGGGGUAAUCAAGGGAGGGGAAGGAGCAAGACAAAGGAGAAACUGAGGGGAGGAAAAGAAAACUGAGGGAGAAAAAAGGGAAAAACCUAAAAUGGGAGCAUUAAUGAAUUUGUAACUUUCUGUAAAUGUUUCCAUUCCAAAAUAAACAAAUCCACUGAGAACUGGAACAUCAGCCAAAGCUCAAAGUUUCUCCUCACACACCAAAUUCUGAAUCACUGUGGGAGGGGCUGAGUAGAGAUUGUGUGGGUUGGGGGUCAAGAUGGGUGUAGUGAGCUUCACACAAGAUGUUACCACGUUUGUUGCAAGAAUGUGGUUUUCAGUUUAACUUGCAAACGAUGGCUUUGAUAAAAAGAGACAUUUUAACGCACUCGCAUAUCUUGCUGCAAAGCCAGGUGGCAAACAGUUAUCAUUGUCCCUUUCUCUCUGAGUUUCUAUUCUGUACCUGGGUCGAAUUCAAUAAAAAGGUAAACUUGUAAGAAAAA
Rhincodon typus (whale shark) is the source of this 2327-nucleotide messenger RNA. Its product is annotated as tumor protein p53-inducible protein 11-like. NCBI's taxonomy places the organism in Eukaryota, Metazoa, Chordata, Chondrichthyes, Orectolobiformes, Rhincodontidae. The record is from RefSeq and is a predicted model, not a curated record. The transcript is spliced from 8 exons. The coding region runs from base 270 to 842 and encodes 190 amino acids.